GGAGGUUGGGUAACGUCAUGAAUUUGGGAGGAGAAACUCCCCGUGACCACAAAAAGGACAGCCGAGCGAUGGAGGACCGGCGGGUGUCUGUGGAAGCCCAGAACGAUGUCGGGCUCCUUGAGCAGCACCUCGAGGCGCUCGAGCGGCAGCUUCAGGAGAAGCACGCGUUCAACAACAGCCUCAAGUACGAGAGCGAGUGCCUCAGCCAGCGCAUCGAAGCCCUCGAGGAGGACCAGCGCGUUGCGAAAGCAAAAUACGACGAAAUGAACAAGCUCUUUGGCGAAAAGGCCCACGCGCAGCACGACGAAAGCAAGGGCAAAGUCGAGGCGCUGACCUCAACGAUGGAGCAGCUAGAGAUUGACAUGCAAGAGAACGAGCGGCUCACGCAACUGCAUGCGUCCUUGGUUGAGCAACAGGAAGAGCUCCAAAAAACCCUCGAUGAAAUGCUACAGAAACAAAAGACCGAUCUGCACCAAUUGAAACUCAACGAGUACCAACGGAAGUCGACCAUGGAGGAGAACUUUCGCAACUUGCUCGCGGCGCUCGAGACGCAAAAUCUCAAGACCGGAUUCGGUCUGCUCCUGGAGGCGCGCCAGACACUAUUGACACCGCUCGCCACCGAUGUCGCGCCGGCGGCACCGCGCGAUGGCCCAGCUUGACCGAGAGUACAAUUCAUUCGAGUGCAGAAGCACGAAGAAUCAGAUUUUAUCAAGAUGUAGUAGACUUCGACAGCUUUCUCC
Saprolegnia parasitica CBS 223.65 is the source of this 740-nucleotide messenger RNA. RefSeq lists its product as hypothetical. NCBI's taxonomy places the organism in Eukaryota, Oomycota, Saprolegniomycetes, Saprolegniales, Saprolegniaceae. The record is from RefSeq and is a predicted model, not a curated record. The transcript has 6 exons. The coding region runs from base 18 to 659 and encodes 213 amino acids.